This is a messenger RNA of Triplophysa dalaica, 2474 nucleotides long. It is a transcript of the gene derl1, whose product is annotated as derlin 1. The transcript is spliced from 8 exons. The record is from RefSeq and is a predicted model, not a curated record. Gene Ontology annotation, biological process: endoplasmic reticulum unfolded protein response. Gene Ontology annotation, cellular component: Hrd1p ubiquitin ligase ERAD-L complex; endoplasmic reticulum membrane. Lineage: Eukaryota; Metazoa; Chordata; Actinopteri; Cypriniformes; Nemacheilidae. Gene Ontology annotation, molecular function: misfolded protein binding; ubiquitin-specific protease binding. The coding region runs from base 157 to 930 and encodes 257 amino acids.
AAGGAGUGCGUCCAUCAGAGUAACCAAAAUAGAAGACUGAAACAGCGUUUCUGCGUUGCGAUCACAGAUUGCUGUGUUGCACCUGCUAUUUUCCCCAAAACCCGCAUCGGCGGAGAACAUACAGAUACUUUCCUGGGUGUCAAAUCAUAUGGCAAGAUGUCAGAUAUCGGAGACUGGUUUAAAAACAUACCUUUCAUCACUCGAUACUGGUUUGCUGGCUCAAUAGCCGUGCCGCUUAUAGGAAAGCUGGGAUUAAUCGGUCCUAUGUACCUUGUGUUAUGGCCGGAGGCAUUCUUUCAUAAAUUUCAGCUAUGGAGACCAUUAUCUGCAACAUUGUAUUUCCCAGUUGGCCCAGGGACAGGUUUUCUAUACCUGGUCAAUUUGUAUUUCCUGUACCAGUACUCUUCGAGGCUUGAAACAGGAACUUUUGAAGGAAAACCAGCAGAUUACAUAUUCAUGCUUCUGUUCAACUGGAUUUGCAUUGUUAUAACAGGGUUAAUGAUGGAUAUGCAGCUCCUGAUGAUCCCUUUGAUAAUGUCUGUUCUGUAUGUCUGGGCACAACUAAAUCGAGACACGAUUGUAUCUUUCUGGUUUGGCACCAGAUUUAAGGCUUGUUAUCUCCCUUGGGUCAUUCUGGGAUUUAACUACAUCAUUGGUGGCUCCGUUGUCAACGAGCUGAUAGGAAAUCUAGUGGGCCAUCUUUACUUCUUUCUGAUGUUCAAAUACCCAAUGGAUCUGGGUGGCAGGUCAUUUCUUUCCACACCCCAAUUCCUGUAUAAUUGGCUUCCCAAUCGACGAGGUGGAGUUUCUGGAUUUGGUGUUCCCCCAAGCAGGAGACCCAUGCCUCAGGAACAGGCAGGAGGAGGAGGAGGUGGUGGUGGAGGUGGACGAUAUAACUGGGGUCAAGGUUUUCGCCUGGGGGACGACUGACCCCAUUUUCUCUCGAGCCCAUGGAUAAAUAAUGACACUUCUAACGUCAAUGCUGCAGAAUACAGAUUUUAUAUGUUUUGGAAUUUAUUUGUAUUGUUUUUUUCUUCUGGUUCAUAAGAAGAGAAAUGUGAAGAAGUGGUUUCUCUUUUUUUUUUGCUUUUGAUGUCACGUCACACUGUGAUUUCAGUGUGGAAAUCUCUACAAAACUCUGCAAAUCACAAUGAUAGGAAGUUCAGAGGACUGUCUCUGAUUGUCUAUUGCCCACAAUAUAACCACAUUCAGUGUAUGCAGGCUUCAUUUUACUUCACACAGUUGAAAACAUAUGGUCUCCAUAGACAAGUAAUGUAUAUAAUGAUCUUAUUUGUUUUAAUAUCUUAUUUGUUUCAAACUACUCAUGUUGAUUGAUUAUUCAUCUCUAAAAAUCACCAGGUUAAUAUUGUUGUAACUUUUUCCCCUGAACAAUACAUGUGCUUUACAUUUGUAAAUGAACUGAGCUAGCCGUCAGCCAGAACUUGCAGAUAAAAGUCCUGUGCAUGUUUUAGUUUGUUUGUUUCAUACACGCAAGGUUUGAUAAAGGCUAUCAGUCAAUGCAGUUACAGCAUAACUGGUGUGCAGAAAUCAAAGUUGGUUUUUUAAUUGUUUGUACAUUGAAUGCAUGUCUAUAUGGUUUCAGUCCUAAAGUUGAGUAUAAAUGUAGAUACAAUAUAGUUUUGUGUCCCUCAACACACUGGUUUAGUAAAGAUGUAAACAUUUACAUUUAGCAGACGCUAAGGAGGUAAACAGAAGCAAUUGGAUCAACAAAUGCAUACGUACAAUAAAAACUGGUCUCAGUGAGCCUACCACAGUAUACAAAACUAAGUACUUCUUUUGAUGAAGCAUUUCAAUCCAGUUUCCUGGUUUAUGGUGGUGUGACCUUGCCAAAAUGUCUUUUAUAAUAAUAACAGCGACUACUGUUCUAAAUAUGUUAUACUAAAGGAUUAGUUUACACUCUACUGCUUUGUUUUUGUUAUUCAGUGCUCUUUUGAUAAAUAAAGCGACAAAUAAAUUGUAAAGAGCAAGCGCUCACUAAUUUGAUUAUGUUUAUUUCCGUGUCUUGAGGGACACACUCAGGAUCCAGACGCCUUAAAUUUGUAUUUACACCAUUUUACUUAAAGAAAAUUUGCAUUCUAACGUUUAGUCUGUUUAAAUUUAGCUUUUUUGUGGGCACAAUUGCUGUUUAGUGUAAACGAUGGGUCGUUCAGCAGGAUUUCAAUCAGUUGUGUUUUAUUGAGUUACAGCAGAUUGGUUCUUAUAAAGAGCAAGCAGGAUUCUUGGUAGCAGUACAGUAUUCCGGAUACAUGUCUGAACGGGACACUUAUGCAGCUGCAGGAAAAAGAAAUACACUGAAGCUUGCUGAAGCAGUUCACAGCAGAGUAGUGAAAAUGGAACUACACCUUGGAUACCAGAAAAUGCAACAUGUUAAAAGAUCAUUUUGUACUGUUACUGUAAUAUUGCCAAAGAAUUAGCCUAUAACAACAAAUAAACAUAUGCUGUGCAUCACUGUA